AUAGAGAUUAAAUUGUAAUUUUGGGAAUAAUAUAAUAUUCCAAGUAGCUUGAAAUUUGAAAUAGGAGGAAUCAAUCAAUUUCCAAAGGGAUUAUCAAUCCAUUAAGAAAUGCCAGUGAGAGUGGUGGAGACCUCCGCACCUUCUCAAAUUUCAGGUGCGAUUUCUGAACAGAUUUCGCCACCAUUUUGUACACUUCUGAGUGUUGGACAGACUUUCUCUGGUACCCAGAAUGUUUCUAGUCUACAGAAAGAUGAAGCAUGGAGAGUUAAUGUCCGUAUUCAAGGAUAUGACCUUGAUCAUGGUUACUUAUGUGGCACUAUGGAAGCUUUAAAUGUUCCUAUGGCAGACACGCCAGUGGUAACCUUCUGGGAAGGGGAGAUUGUUGAUGGCAAGAAUUACACUUUCUUCACUGGCAAAUGGGAAGCAUCAGCGGAAGAUGAUAUUAGGCAUUGGACAAAGUUUCCAUCCUUCUCCCCUUUCUUGUGCCAAGUGGAGGUUGAUGGUGGCAAAUCCUUGGAUUUGAGUAACUACCCUUGCAUAUUUUUGAGGUGGAAAGAGCAAUAUUUUGUCAAUGUUGGAACAGACUGUGGGUUAACCAUAGCUGGUUUUUACUAUGUUUGUUUCUCUUGUACUGAUGGCUCCAUCAAUGGCUUCUAUUAUGAUCCUAAUAGCAGAAUUAUGGAUGUGCUUGAAACCAGCGCAUUGAUCUCGAUACUUCAAUCAUCUGUAUUUUUCUGCCUUUAGAGACGCAUUGAUUGAUGAAAAUAUGCACUCGAAUAAACCUGCAGCCCAUUUCAGAAGCUUGAACUGAAAUCCACCAAUGAGGGACGAUCAGGCUUCAGUUUUUCAUCUUAUGAGUUGCAGUAAAAUUGAAUAUGGGCACCUGACUCUCGGAUUAGCUACUGUCUUGAGUAAACUUGUUGAAUGGAGAUGGGCUCCUAAAAAUGGAGUUAUUGGCGGUUCAGAGGGACUCGAAUGGAUGUACUUGAGAAUUGCCUUAGAGAACUUCUUGAGAUGCACAUCUUCUUGAGUACCCUGGUCUGCUUAGUGAAGAAAGAUUUAUUCCGGUCAUAUCAUCCGAUAGUCUAAGGAUGCACUUGCUGCAUUCAAGUGUAAUAAGAGAAGUACUGCCUCCUAACAUUUGCCUAGGGCAAAAGCUGCAUAUGCUUUUGUAGCUAAAUUUGCAUA
This is a messenger RNA of Hevea brasiliensis (rubber tree), 1188 nucleotides long. RefSeq lists its product as uncharacterized. NCBI's taxonomy places the organism in Eukaryota, Viridiplantae, Streptophyta, Magnoliopsida, Malpighiales, Euphorbiaceae. The transcript has 8 exons. Gene Ontology annotation, biological process: protein targeting to vacuole; proteasome-mediated ubiquitin-dependent protein catabolic process; protein catabolic process in the vacuole. Gene Ontology annotation, cellular component: GID complex; extrinsic component of membrane. The record is from RefSeq and is a predicted model, not a curated record. The coding region runs from base 109 to 744 and encodes 211 amino acids.